UCCCCAGUAGAAACCUGACGUUCUAAGUGCUGACCCGGAAGUGGAGUUCGAGGUAAUUUCCGGUAGGAAGUUUGGUCGGGAAGAAGGAUUUGUGAUCCUCUGAGUGCAUAUCUGUGGCUGGUGGAACAGGGUUGUCCAUUCAAUGCCUAAAGUGAAGCGAAGCAGAAAACCGCCACCAGAUGGUUGGGAGCUCAUAGAACCUACAUUGGAUGAACUCGAUCAGAAAAUGCGAGAAGCUGAAACAGACCCACAUGAAGGGAAGAGGAAGGUGGAAUCUCUGUGGCCAAUCUUCCGUAUUCAUCAUCAGAAAACCCGAUAUAUAUUUGACCUGUUCUAUAAGAGGAAAGCUAUAAGCAGAGAACUGUAUGACUAUUGUAUCAGGGAAGGAUAUGCUGACAAGAACCUUAUUGCAAAGUGGAAAAAACAAGGAUAUGAGAACUUAUGCUGCUUGCGUUGUAUACAGACCAGGGACACAAACUUUGGAACUAAUUGUAUCUGUCGUGUCCCUAAAGGCAAACUUGAAGUGGGGCGGAUUAUUGAAUGCACACACUGUGGUUGCAGAGGAUGCUCUGGAUAAACAGAAUACUUUUUAGAAAUCUUGAUAUUCUUUGUGUUCUCAGAUUCUUUUAAAAUGAAGAAUGUUUUCCAUUAUUGUGGCUGUCUUGUGACCAGUUUUCAUUUAUUUUUAAACGUUUAAUAAAGAUCCUGUUUAAAUGUUA
Messenger RNA from Hyla sarda, 719 nucleotides. It is a transcript of the gene BUD31, whose product is annotated as BUD31 homolog. The record is from RefSeq and is a predicted model, not a curated record. The transcript has 5 exons. Lineage: Eukaryota; Metazoa; Chordata; Amphibia; Anura; Hylidae. The coding region runs from base 143 to 577 and encodes 144 amino acids. Gene Ontology annotation, cellular component: spliceosomal complex; nucleus. Gene Ontology annotation, biological process: mRNA splicing, via spliceosome.